Messenger RNA from Liolophura sinensis, 1558 nucleotides. RefSeq names its product proton-coupled amino acid transporter-like protein CG1139. The transcript has 9 exons. Gene Ontology annotation, molecular function: L-amino acid transmembrane transporter activity. Lineage: Eukaryota; Metazoa; Mollusca; Polyplacophora; Chitonida; Chitonidae. The record is from RefSeq and is a predicted model, not a curated record. Gene Ontology annotation, biological process: amino acid transmembrane transport. The coding region runs from base 131 to 1507 and encodes 458 amino acids. Gene Ontology annotation, cellular component: vacuolar membrane.
CUGACCGCAAUACAAUGUGUUGACAAAUGGCUUCUGCUAUACACUUUCUGAAGGGACACAGUUCGCGAUCCAAUCCUCACACGCCUAGAAUGAUCCUGACCACAUCACGCUCAGCCUGAGCUCGUGAAAAAUGACGACUUUAGAAAAGAAACAAUUAAUCGGCUCUUGGAAGAAUGGCCAAGUGAACGAGGCAUAUUUGGAGCCUAGUGCUCCCCCAUUAGGCAUCACCACCCCCUCUACACAGUCUGCGGGAUCAGGAGAACCCAGCGACGGACUCAUACCACUCCAAGAUUCAGGUUUGGUAGAAAGCAGUGGCGUCUCUGAGAGAAAAAGGAUUUUACCCCCACCGGAAACAGAAGAGAAAGGCAGAAUAAAUUCUUUUGAGGCAUUUGUCCACAUCGUUCGAUGUCACGCCGGGUCGGGCUUGUUAGGGGCAGCGAGGGCUGUCAACUAUGCAGGGCUCGUGGUCGGCUUUUUCCUGUUCAUCGCUAGUGGAUUUCUGGUUCUAACUGGAAUGCAUCUAAUCUUGUCAUGCGCACGACGUCUUGGGGAAAGAUCAGCCUCCAUCUUUUUCUCGGCACUGCUACAGUUCGGUGUUUGUGCAUUUUUCUUCGUGGUGGUCGGUGAUGGUGUCAAGCAGUUGUUUGAUGACUUUCUGGACAUACAUUUGGACGUCCGUAUUUACAUGGUUGUGAUGUUGGUCUUGUUGAUUGGACCAGCCUUCGUCAAGAGACUCGACAUCCUGGCUAUAUUCUCAGGGAUAGCUAAUGUUUUAUUUGGUACCUGUUUGCUGAUUGCCCUAGGAUAUAUUGUGCCGGGUCUUCCACCAAUCACUACCCGCCCUGCAUACACUUCCGUCUGGUCAGUUCCAAUGUUUCUUGGACAAGCCCUGAUGGCUUUGGAGGGAAUUGCCGUGAUAGUUCCUGUCCAGAAUAAAAUGAAGAAACCGGAGAAAUUCUCAAGCAUUUUCGGUGUGCUAAAUUUGGGCUUGUCAUUUGUCAUAUGUCUUAUGACCGUGCUCGGUUGCCUUGGCUACUGGAAAUAUGGACUGGACACAAAGACGAAUAUUUUGUUGAAUUUACCCGCUGACCAAUGGUUAUGCUUGGCAGCCAAAAUAAUGAUGCCCCUAUCAAUACUGAUGACCUACCCCAUACAGUUCUACUUCAUCUUUGUGAUGAUAUGGCCGCCAGUCGCUGACCGCAUCCAGUCUCCCUGGCUCCUUGGGAACGGAGAGUACAUCCAAAGAAUGAUCACUCUAGUCCUUACAUUCGCAUGUGCGGCGUUUGUUCCUCAUCUCGAUCUAUUGAUGGCGUUGUUUGGCUCCACAUGUGCUACGUUCCUGGGUUUUAUUAUCCCAGCCACUGCUGACAUUGUAUCCCGUACAUCGGAAGGAGAUCGUAUAACAGUGCUCCACCUCGUAAAAGAUGUCAUGUACAUUAUAUUUGGAAUAUUCAUCUUUUUGUCUGGGUCAUAUUUAGCAAUGAAAAGUAUUAUAGAUACCUUUUAAAUGUAUUACCUUUGUAUAGGUGCAAUAAAAGAGAGAUUGAAUAAGUUUACA